Mangifera indica (mango) is the source of this 1404-nucleotide messenger RNA. RefSeq names its product glucose-induced degradation protein 8 homolog. The coding region runs from base 336 to 983 and encodes 215 amino acids. The transcript has 7 exons. NCBI's taxonomy places the organism in Eukaryota, Viridiplantae, Streptophyta, Magnoliopsida, Sapindales, Anacardiaceae. Gene Ontology annotation, molecular function: protein binding. Gene Ontology annotation, biological process: cell surface receptor signaling pathway; cytoskeleton organization. Gene Ontology annotation, cellular component: cytoplasm. The record is from RefSeq and is a predicted model, not a curated record.
UAGCCUAUUUGCGAUUACAUGAUCAAAUCCAAAAAGUGUUCCUCGAUUAUCAUCAGCAUCAUCAUCAAUAAUACGCAUAUAUGGACAGCAAGGAAGGAAAGCGGAAGGCACGUGUGGAAGCGCAACGGAGACGUUAGCUGUUGGCGAUCGGAUUUCUGCCUGUCCCAUUCUGCUACCUGCGCGCAAUAUAUCCAAACCUCCAUUAUUCUCGAUCCUCUUCUCGUUUAAAGCUAUUGAGUUAAUCCGUUCACGACUCACCGCAGCCACGCCCACACAACUAAUCAAUCGAUUAUAUUUUCGGACCUACCGACAUUCGUUAGAUUGUCCGCUAGAUCAUGGACGUCGAUCCUCGUCACUACGAAAAUAUUGCCAUCAAUGACAAUGACAUCCACAACAUUGUCCUGUCUUAUCUUGUCCAUAAUUGCUAUAAAGAAACUGUGGAUUCAUUCAUUUCCUGUACUGGGAUGAAGCUGCCUGCUGAUUGUCUUGAGGACAUGGAGACAAGGAAACGUAUUCUUCACUUUGCAUUAGAGGGAAAUGCACUCAAGGCUGUUGAAUUGACAGAAGAACUGGCAGACGACUUACUGGAGAAAAAUAAGGACUUGCAUUUUGAUCUUCUCAGCCUACAUUUUGUUGAGCUUGUCUGUUCUAGGAAGUGCACAGAAGCUUUGGAAUUUGCACAAACCAAGUUGACCCCUUUUGGGGAGGUUCAAAAAUAUGUUGAAAAGCUGGAAGAUUUUUUGGCUCUGCUUGCUUAUGAAGAACCAGAGAAAUCCCCAAUGUUUCAUUUGCUUAGUUUGGAAUAUCGGCAGCAUGUUGCAGAUAGUUUGAACCAGGCAAUUCUUGCACAAGCAAACCGUCAAAGCUAUGCAGCAAUGGAGAGACUCAUACAACAGACAACAGCAGUCAGACAGUGUUUAAGUCAAGAGCUUGGCAAGGAUGGGUUUCCUCCUUUCUCUCUGAAGGACUUUCUCAAAAGCUGAAUGGUUGAAGUACAUGAGCUUUGCUGGCUAGGUACGAUGAAGGUUCUUGUCCUGUUGCAGAUUUGCUUUUGUUGUAAAAUAUGGUCAUGGAUAGACAGUAUCAUUUGUGCCUAAUUGGAAAAUUGUGGGGCUGGCUAUCUCAUGUCCUUGUUUGUUGCUGCGGCCUGUGGAGGUAUGCUUCUUCUCAUGAUUGGCCAGAAGGAAAGUAGAGUUUGUUUAACUCUGCAGCAGAUUGGUUGUUUUAGUGCUUUGGUCGAUCAAAGGUGUGGCUUGUAUAUUUUCGCUUGGUUUCCUCGUUAGGAAUUCAGAUUAAUUUGUAAUUUAAUGUCAGUUCUUGCUUUGACAGAACCCACGUUCAAAGUUAAAGAUUAUGUAUCUGACUUCAGUUCCACUAAAAUAAUAAAGAAAAUUGUCUGUAACA